This is a messenger RNA of Amaranthus tricolor (Joseph's coat), 633 nucleotides long. RefSeq lists its product as uncharacterized. Bases 1 to 633 code for a protein of 210 amino acids. The transcript has a single exon. The record is from RefSeq and is a predicted model, not a curated record. Lineage: Eukaryota; Viridiplantae; Streptophyta; Magnoliopsida; Caryophyllales; Amaranthaceae.
AUGACGUCCACGAGAUCUUCGAGGCUGGAAACCGAAGACGAGCACAGAAGGAGAGUGCUCGAGGAUGCAGUACUAGCUCUGGCUAGUCGGGAUAACUGCCAGAAGCAGGGGCAGACCGCAUUUGAUAAAGUCUUACAGAUGCAACCUCCUUCAUAUAAUGGUACUACUGAUCCAGUGAUAUUAGAAGGAUGGAUCCGGACAAUAGAAAAAGUAUUCCGGGCGACCAGAUGCCCGGAAGAAGAGAAACUUGAUAUCGGCGCUUAUUAUUUGGAGGGUGAAGCUAACAACUGGUGGACAAUGCUGCACCCACAGUGCACUGCUGAUUCAAACUUUAGAUGGCCAAAAUUCCUAGAGAAACUAAAGAAAAGAUUCUAUCCUGCCGCACUGAGGUGGCGUAAACAGGAGGAAUUCAUGAAUCUGUCCCAGGGGAGCAUGACCAUUCAAGAGUAUACUGAUAAAUUUACUGAGAUAUCUAGGUUCGCCACUCAUGCCUGCCCAACCGAAGCUGAGAAGGUUCUACGGUACAUCAACCGUAUGGACCCAAGAGAGCAGAUUCCGGUGAUGAGUUCGAAGCCUGCAACGUUCCAAGAGGCGUAUGACAUAGCCUUGAGUAUCCAUACUACUAUCCUAUAG